Molecule: messenger RNA, 2037 nt
Organism: Prorocentrum cordatum
Lineage: Eukaryota; Dinophyceae; Prorocentrales; Prorocentraceae
Source: the annotation of a GenBank genome assembly
UCGGGGCGUCGCCCUCCGCGCGGACGCCCUGCACGCCGGCCGCCAGGCUGACGGGCGCAGCUCGACCCUGACGCCGGAGGCCCUGGACUUCUUCCGCAACCUCGAGGAUGCGUCGUCGAGGAGACCCGUGAUCAUGCCGCCGGGAGACUUCCGUCGGGCACUGCAGGAGUUGAGGCACACCAAUGGUGGCGCCAGCCUCCUGUCCGUGAACUCGAGCCAGGACCUCGCGGGCAGCGGCGAGUUCCAGCCCUCCGAGGAGUUCCAGAGGGCCGGCGAGGGGCAGGGCGAGGUCUCCGAGCUGCCCUGGGGUGUCGGCACGCCCCGCACCGGCGACUCGUGGCCUGUCCACGAGUACCUCGACCGAGGAUUGCCGAUGAGGAUCCACGUUUGUGCGCGUUUCUGGCCCUUCUUCGGCCUCUAGCGGCCUCGGGAGGCCUCCGAGGGCCUCAGGAAGCGGCUGCGGACGCCGGGACACCUCCAGGGACUUCCAGAGGCCCUCAGAGACCUCCAGGUACUCGGCCAUGCACAUGCUCGACGUCCCCCACUGGGUCGAGUACAGCCUGGAGACUGGGGAUAACAUCCAGACCUUCAGCAGCGCGUGGCAGGACGUGAAGCUCAUCACUCAGGUGCUCGAGAACGUCACCAACGGCUUCUACCUGGACACCCACGGCGGGGAUGGCGAGACGAACAGCUACACGCUUCUGCUCGAGCUCACUGGCUGGCGCGGCCUCAUACUCGAGCCCCAAAUCUACGAAUUCGCAACGUUGUGGGGCAAACUCCGGAAAGCGUGGAUAUUCCUCGGGUGUUUGUCUCCGACCGGGAACGCCACAAAGAUCGGCUUCGACACCGAGGGCGUAAUCGACAUGGAGAGCGGUCAUUUCAUCCACGCCUACAACAUUCCUACCUUCAUGGAGGAGCUGGGCGGCCGUAAGACCAUCGACUUCUGGGCCGUACACAAUGGCCACUAUGAAGCAGAGGUCCUGAAUGAGACCUUCUUCUACUCGGGGAAGAAUAUCGAGUUCGGGGUCGUCUUGGUCCGCUUCGAUGGCCGUCGCACCGGUCGUGGCUAUCAGUUCUUCGCUCAGCACAGGUCCAAAGACGCCACCGAAGAGCUCAUCUUUGAGAUCAUGCACAACGCGUCCUUCAAUUACAUCGGUGGCCUGGACGCGUACUGGAUCAACUACGUCGAGCCGCGCUUUCACUACAUGGACCACGUGUGGGUGAACCCUGCGUACUUCGAGCGGCGUGGCCUUCCGGUGCCCACGUGGUGCAAGUCGGCGCCCCCGCCCAAGCUGGAGUACCCCCGCCAGGGCCACCUGAAUGUCCCCGGGCUGGACCAGCUGGAGAAGUGGGAGGGCUCUGGCUCUAGCCCUGGGCCGCACGUGUAUGGACAUGCCACCAGCCUGAAGGCCGGGGUCAUCCCGUUCAAGUAUGGGCUCCCGGGCACCCCCUACGGGCACGGGGAGUGGUACGGAGGCGGCGGCGGGGGGCAGUGGGACCCCCGCUGGGACUGGGACGCGGGCUACACCUACCACGAGGAGGUCGACAAGGUGAGGGCGUACAUGGCGAAGGCGAGGCAGGACGCCGCGGCGACGGAGUCGGCGGCCAAGGCGCACCGCGUGGCGCCCACGCGGCUGUCGUCCGUGCGGCACUGAGCUCGCCUCCCCGCGGCGGCCUGCCUGCGCUCCUCGAGGGCCUUCUCUCCGGCGGGCCUCGGCGCGGCGUGCCGGGCCUCGCGGGCCGUGCCGCUCGGCCCGGAGGAGCGGGUAUACUACAUGUUCGGGUCGGACGCGCGUCUCCCAGGAGGACAUAGUAUUAGUAUGUCUUUGUGCGUUCCAUGCUCUUCCUGCGCUUCCUCGAGGCAGAUACCGCGCAGCAGGUGCGCUCGGCACCAUCGCCGUCAGAAAUGGCGGCCCCUCCUCUUCCUCCUCACGCUCUAGAUACCGCGCAGCCAGUUGGCGCGGCACCAUCGCCGUCAGAAGUUGCGGCCCUUCUUGUUCCUCCUCCCAUGCUGGAAGUACGAGCAUGGCAGUCAGA